AGACAACGCCCCCACGAGAUGUCGAACCAUGGUAACUCGAUAAAACUCAUCACUGGUAACAGUCACACAAAACUCGCGGAGGAUGUUGCGGAAAGGCUCGGGGUUCAGCUCGUCCCGACCACCGUCAAGAAGUUCUCCAAUGGCGAGACAAAUGUGAAGAUCGGAUCUUCGGUGCGAGACGAGGACGUCUUCAUCAUCCAGUCAAGCUCUCCGAAUGUCAACGACCACUUUAUGGAACUCCUCAUCCUCAUACACGCCUGCAAGAUCGCAUCGGCAAGCCGCAUCACCGCUGUGAUCCCUUGCUUCCCCUAUCAGCGACAAGACAAGAAAGACAAGAGUCGUCUCCCCAUCACUGCGAAGCUCGUCGCCAACAUGUUAACUGUCGCAGGUGCAGAUCACAUUAUCACGAUGGAUUUGCACGCCAGCCAGAUCCAGGGAUUUUUCGACAUCCCCGUGGACAACCUCUAUACGGAACCGAUUUUCCUCCGAUACAUAAAACACCAAAUAGAGGGCUGGCAACACGCAAUUGUUGUGUCUCCCGAUCCAGGCGGAGCAAAGAGGGCGGCACAGGUUGCGGACAAGCUGCAGCUCGAGAUCGCCAUGAUCAACCGGAAACGGGACAAUGCAGGGCUCAUUCAACCAGAGAAAAUGGAGAUUCUGGUAGGAGACGUACGGGGAAAGGUCGCUAUUCUUGUGGAUGAUAUGAUCGACUCAGGGCACACUCUUACCUUGGCUACCCAUGAACUCGUAGAAAACGGUGCCAAGGCAGUUUAUGCCCUUGUAUUCCAUGCACUGCUUGCCGACGCUAACCUGCAUGAGCUCGGGCAGCUGCCGCUUGAGCGCCUAGUCGUUACCAACACAGUGGAUCAGGCAAACCACAAGUUACCAAACGGCAAGUUGGUUGUUCUGGACGUUGCCGCUACCGUUGCAGAGUCGAUUAGGAGAUUGCACAACGGGGAGAGCAUUAGUCUGUUAUUUGGGGAGCAUGACUUUAUGAUCUAGAUCGCGAGCGAUAUGUGGAUAUGGAAAUUUGGAUUGUG
Messenger RNA from Dacryopinax primogenitus, 1040 nucleotides. RefSeq names its product phosphoribosyl pyrophosphokinase. Gene Ontology annotation, molecular function: magnesium ion binding; ribose phosphate diphosphokinase activity. The record is from RefSeq and is a predicted model, not a curated record. Gene Ontology annotation, biological process: purine nucleotide biosynthetic process; 5-phosphoribose 1-diphosphate biosynthetic process; ribonucleoside monophosphate biosynthetic process. The coding region runs from base 19 to 1002 and encodes 327 amino acids. Gene Ontology annotation, cellular component: ribose phosphate diphosphokinase complex; cytoplasm. The transcript is spliced from 6 exons. Lineage: Eukaryota; Fungi; Basidiomycota; Dacrymycetes; Dacrymycetales; Dacrymycetaceae.